CCUCUAGUUGUGAGGAAGUCCCGUCAUCAUUAAUAUCCCUCUAAUUAUUGAUCUCCGAAACAUGUUUCAUGGAAAUGGGUCAAUUGGAUCCUUUAUGAUAUGAAUAGAAGAAAGUGAUCCUGCAAAAAUAUUUUGUUGUAUUUUCAAAUCUUUUAUGUGUAAAAAUAAAUAUAAACUAAAGAUUUGUUAAAGAGCUGGAUAUCAGUUCUCAAAAGUUCCCACGCUGCUGAUUCUCCUUUAAAUACCCACAAUAUCCAUCAUCUCAAACACACUAACAUACUUCAAUUUCCCACGUUAUCACCAUAUAUCCUUUUCUUUUUCCAUUUUCUGCUCUUAUAAGUUUUGUUAAGUGGAAUUUGAGCAGCACAUAUUGAGAGAAAACAUAAGUGGCCAAAGCAUGGACCACAAGAAGAUCUACAAUCUUGAAACUACAUCUAGUAGUACUUCUUCUGUUGCUUCACAUGAAGAUUUGAGGAGUAGAAUUGAGUCAUUUCAUGCGCGAGAGAACGGUAUUUCUAAGAGUGCGUCUGCAGAAAAGAAACUUUCAUGGCUGCGUUCUCAGAUCAUUGGUGCAGAUGUCGAUUUUGAGACACCCUUUGGGAAACGUAGGCUCACUUAUGCUGAUCAUACUGCAUCUGGAAGAUGCCUUCACUUCAUUGAAAACUAUAUCAUUAAUAAUGUCCUUCCUUUCUAUGGCAACAGUCAUACUAGCGACAGUUACGUGGGAUACCAGACUACAAAAUUGGUGCAUGACGCAGCAGCUUACGUGAAGAAAUGCUUAGGGGGAGGAGAAAAAGAUGCAAUUAUAUUCUGUGGUUCUGGUUCUACUGCUGCCAUUAAAAGGCUUCAAGAAGUCAUGGGGAUUUCAGUCCCUUCUAUCCUAAGAGAAAAAGUACUCUCAAAAUGCUUCCCCAAAGAAACCAAAGAAAGAUGGGUAGUCUUUGUUGGACCUUAUGAGCAUCACUCAAACAUCCUUUCAUGGAGACAAAGUUUGGCAGAGGUUGUGGAGAUUGGUUUGGAUGAUAAUGGCUUAGUAGAUAUGGAAGCCUUGAGGGUUCAGCUUGAGUACUACAAGUCUACAAAUAGGCCACUGUUGGGCUCAUUCUCAGCUUGUAGUAAUGUCACCGGAACUUACUCAGAUACAAGAGCCAUUGCUCGUCUUCUUCACAAAAAUGGAGCCUUUGCUUGCUUUGAUUUCGCGUCAAGUGCUCCUUAUGCAAAAAUAGACAUGAGUUCAGGAGAAAUUGAUGGGUAUGAUGCUGUUUUCCUUAGUCCCCACAAGUUUCUUGGAGGGCCAGGGACGCCUGGAGUCCUUCUAAUGAACAAGGCACUCUACCGGUUGAGAACUUCACCUCCAUCAACUUGUGGUGGAGGGACUGUUGAUUUUGUCAACCCCUUUAAUGAAAAGGACACACUCUAUGUGAAGAACAUUGAAGAAAGGGAGGAUGCAGGAACACCUCCAAUCAUCCAGAAAGUGAGAACAGCUCUUGCAUUUUGGGUGAAAGAGUUCAUAAGUCACAAAGUAAUUGAAAGAAUGGAGGACACCUACAUUGAUAUUGCACUACAAAGGCUUCUCCAAAACCCUAACAUAUGGGUUUUGGGAAAUGUAACAGCCAAGAGACAAGCUGUGCUUUCUUUUCUCAUCUAUACCACCACUUACUCUUCAUCAAGUGAUAGCAAUGGUGAGGAAAGCGAGCUUGACCUAUGGACAGAAACAGGGAUCAAAAGAGAUAAGCCUCUUCAUGGUCCUUUCGUCGCUAAGCUGCUUAAUGACCUAUUUGGUAUUCAAGCUAGAGGAGGAUGUGCUUGUGCGAGACCCUAUGGACAUAGCUUGCUCAAGGUUGAUGAACCUCAUUCUCUUGCCUUCAGAGAUGCAAUUGAAAUGGGCUAUACUGGAGUGAAGCCUGGAUGGACAAGGGUCAGCUUCCCCUACUACAUGUCCAAGGAAGAAUUUGAGUUCAUUCUAGCAGCAUUAGAAUUCAUAUCUAUGUAUGGACAAAGGUUCCUCCCUUUGUAUCAUUUCAAUUGGAGGAGUGGUGCCUGGACUUUCAAGAAAAAAGCUUUCAAUUGUAACCUUUGCUGCUCACAAAUGAUGAAGGUAUUGAACACAGGUUGCCAGGUCACAAAAGAAAACAACCAUGGAAGAGGAAGCACUACUAGAGAAGUUCUUGUUUACAAGUAUGUAAAGUACCUUGAGAAAGCCAAGCGCAUCGCUAAAGGUUGCUAUGACAAAAAAGAAAACAACCAUGGAAGAGGAAGCACUACCAAAGGUCUUGUUUACAAGUAUGUAAAUUACCUUGAGACGGCCAAGCGCAUUGCUAGCCUCCUUCACAAGUUCCCACCUCGACGGCCGAUACCUAAAGAAAUAGACCCCAAUCUUGUACCCUUUAGAGUCUGAAGAGCAUUAGUUUGUUCUGAUCUUUCACCAAUAUGAUCAUACGCUUGUCCAGUGAGGUGCCAAAGAAGGUCUUGUUUACAUGUAUGUAAUACCUUGAGAAAGCCAAGCGCAUCGCCAGUGUUAUCAAAAGCGAAAAGCGCAAAAAAGCUCUAUGGUCAGCUGGGGCUUUAAGCGCAAAGCGCAAAUAAAGCGGGGGCUUUACUGGCGCAAAAAUACAAACAUAUAUAUAUAUAUAUAUAUAUAUAUAUAUAUAUAUGUUUAGUCCAAGACUAACAAUAAUACGCAUGAAUAACAAAUAUAUGGACAAAGAAAUCAUAAAAACAUUACGCUAAAGUGCAAUAUCAAUUAUCUAGUGUCAUCUCUUCAAAAGAGGCUAACUGGCAAGGAACAGUAUGUCUUAGAGCCUUGAUGAUGACACCUGAAGCACACAUAAAGUGAGGCGAAGCGUUCAACAUGUUUUGAGCCUUGCUUCAGGGCUUAAGCGCGCUUUAAGCGCCCCUUUGACAACACUACGCAUCGCUAUAGGUUGCCAUGACACAAAAGAAAACAACCAUGAAGCACUACCAAAGGUCUUGUUUACAAGUAUGUAAGGUACCUUGAGACAGCCAAGCACAUUGCUAGCCUUCUUCACAAGUUCCCACGUCGACGGCCGGAACCUAAAGAAGUAACCCCAAUCUUGUACCCUUAGAGUCUGAAGAGCAUUAGUUUGUUCUGAUCCUUCUCCAAUAUGAUCAUACACUUGUCUAGUGCCUGGUUGGCAAUUCAAAGUUGACAUGUAAUAAACUGAAACAACAAGAAGGCAACAACAACAUACCUAGUGUAAUUUCACAGGUGGGGUCUGAAGAGGGUAGAGUGUAUGCAGAGUCGCAGACCCUAACCCUACCUCGUGGAGAAAGAAAGGCUGUUCCCGAAAUACCCUUAGCUCGAGUGACAUUUCAUAAAUAUUCUGUUAAAGGAAAAUCAAAAUAACGGUUCUAGUCAUAUGAAUUAUUAGUUCAACACAACUAUAACAAUGUGUUACUGUUACAGAUCAACUUAGUAUAUUUGAUCUUCAAUUAAAUCAAAUUUGCAGCUUCAAUCCAAUCAUUGAUCAACAAAAAUGAAUAUGAGUUCUGUUAAAAGUCAAUGUUUCCUCUUGCAACUACUCAUUAGCACUUCUAUCAAAAAUAACAUGAAGAUUAACCCAUUGGAAAAAGAACAAAGACAGCUUUUCAAAUGAAACAGAGAGGAAGAAGUACAACUUGAUGUUGUUUCAAAUGGCUAUGUUGUCAUAUCUUCAGAGUUACUCCAACAAUAGCUCCUAAAAGUUUUGCUGCACUAUCAAAACUCUUGACACGGAAGAAGUUAUUUGCAUCUAGUAAUGCGCAAUUGCUACCUAAUUUUUACGUGCACAACCUGUAAACAAGUUUGGUGAAUCCCAGAACCGCUUCAAAUAA
Messenger RNA from Lycium ferocissimum, 3834 nucleotides. RefSeq lists its product as uncharacterized. NCBI's taxonomy places the organism in Eukaryota, Viridiplantae, Streptophyta, Magnoliopsida, Solanales, Solanaceae. Bases 398 to 2398 code for a protein of 666 amino acids. The transcript is spliced from 5 exons. The record is from RefSeq and is a predicted model, not a curated record.